AUGGCCAAGAAGAACAAGAGCUGGUUUAAUCUGGUGAAAAGCCUUUUCAUAUGGGACACACAUUCCACACAAGAGAAGAAAGAGAAAAGAAGGAAAUGGAUAUUUGGAAAGCUAAAAACCAAGAAGUUACCUUCAAUUACAGCUCCAGCAACAACAUCAAAUGAAGCUGAGGAGGAGGGAAAAACCAAGCAUUCUCAAGUUGUUAUGCUUAAUGAAGUUUCACAAUCUGGUUAUCAAAAAGAUCAAGAUGGCUCAGAAGAAUCUGAACCUGUUGAAACUAGGAAUGGUGUUCCUCGAUCAAUAUAUCUGUGCCAGAGAGAGAUUCAAGAAUUUGCAGCCAUCAAAAUUCAAACUGCUUUUAGGGGCUACCUUGCAAAGAAGGCUUUGAGGGCAUUGAAAGGAAUAGUAAAACUUCAAGCGAUUAUUCGUGGGCGAGCAGUGAGACGCCAAGCUAUGAGUACUCUCAAGAGCUUGCAGUCCAUUGUAAGUAUUCAAUCAAAGAUAUGUGCAAGGAGACUCCAAAUGGUUGAAGGAAGAUGGGAUUCUGUUGAAGAUGAAGAGACUCUUUAUUCUAAAGACAAGAUCAUUAGGAUGGACUCAAACAGCGAAAGAAAGUGGGAUGACAACACUUUAUUGAAGGAAGAGGUAGAUGCCUGUUGCAUGAUCAAGAAAGAAGGCAUUAUUAAGAGAGAAAGAAUAAAAGAAUACACAUUUAAUCAUAGAAGGUCAGCAGAGUCAGAAAGAAGUAAAGUGAACGGAAGAUGGAGGUACUGGCUAGAGCAAUGGGUAGAUACACAGUUUUCUAAAAGCAAAGAACUUGAAGGAGGACCUUCUGCUUUAUCAGAGCACAACCUUAUUUCAUUGGAAGACGGUGAACCACAAUAUUUGUAUCGAGCCCUGGAAUGUCUUCGUACGACCAGCUCUUCAUGUGGUUGGAUAUCCUUUUCUUCUUGUAUUAAGAGUCUGGAAAGUUCUCCAGGUAUUUCACAAUCUUCCUCACCUUCGUCCUCAGCUUGGUAG
Molecule: messenger RNA, 1020 nt
Organism: Vicia faba (fava bean)
Lineage: Eukaryota; Viridiplantae; Streptophyta; Magnoliopsida; Fabales; Fabaceae
Source: the annotation of a GenBank genome assembly